Molecule: messenger RNA, 1767 nt
Organism: Lachnellula hyalina
Lineage: Eukaryota; Fungi; Ascomycota; Leotiomycetes; Helotiales; Lachnaceae
Gene: pteN
Product: Phosphatidylinositol 3,4,5-trisphosphate 3-phosphatase and dual-specificity protein phosphatase PTEN
Exons: 2
Coding region: 1-1767 (588 amino acids)
Biological process (GO): phosphatidylinositol 3-kinase/protein kinase B signal transduction; protein dephosphorylation; cell motility
Cellular component (GO): cytosol; plasma membrane; nucleus
Molecular function (GO): protein tyrosine phosphatase activity; protein tyrosine/serine/threonine phosphatase activity; phosphatidylinositol-3,4,5-trisphosphate 3-phosphatase activity
Source: RefSeq, a predicted model, not a curated record
AUGGCAUCCCUCCUCCGCCAAAUCGUCGCAGGCCCCCGCUCCCGCCACCCAGAAGCCGGCCUAGACCUCUGCUACGUGACGGAUCAAAUCAUCGCGACCUCUGGGCCCAGCGGCACGUACCCGCAGCGCGCGUACCGCAAUCCUCUCGACCAGCUGGUGAAAUUCCUCGACUACAAACACGGCAAGGAAUGGGCAAUAUGGGAGUUCCGUGCCGAAGGCACCGGGUACCCAGACUCGGAGGUCUAUGGACGCGUGUGGCAUUAUCCGUGGCCCGACCAUCACCCACCGCCGUUUAGGCUCGUGCCGAUGAUUAUGGCGGGCAUGAGGAAUUGGCUGCAUGAGGGCGCGGAAGAGGGGAAGGGAAGGGAGGAUAGGGUUGUGGUUGUGCAUUGCAAGGCGGGGAAGGGGAGGAGUGGGACGAUGGCUUGCAGUUACUUGAUCUCGGAGUGUGGGUGGAAGGCUAGUGAGGCACUGGCGAGGUUUACGGAGCGGAGAAUGAGGCCUGGGUUUGGACAGGGGGUUUCUAUUCCCAGUCAGUUGAGGUGGGUGGGGUAUGUGGAUCGGUGGGCGAAGGCUGGAAAGGUGUAUGUGGACAGACAGAUUGAGAUUAUGGAGGUGCAUGUAUGGGGUUUGAGGGAUGGGGUCAAGGUCCAGGUGGAGGGCUUCGUUGAUGAUGGGAAGACGAUUAAGCUGUUUCAUGUCUUUACGAAGAAGGAAAGAGUGAUAGUUGAAGGCGACGCCCCAGGAAGCGGAGGACUUAAAGACAAGAUUUCUGAUAUGGCAGGCUUUCAAAAUGAGGGUAAAGUCCCGAGGUCAAAGACGAUAGCCCAGUUGGAUGGGUCCAGUAAUAGCAAGGCUACUACGUCUUCGGAGCAGUUGUCUUCGUCUAGCUUGGACUCUACUGGUACAGAAAGUGGUGGCAGUGCCGUUAUAUUCAAACCUUCGACUCGUGUUAUUCUUCCUACGAGCGAUAUCAAUAUCGACUUUGAGCGGAGGAACAAAGCAUCAAUGGGAUUGACUAUGGUGACAUCAGUCGCCCAUGUCUGGUUUAAUGCCUUUUUCGAAGGUAAUGGUCCUGAACAGGGUGGGAAACCUGAUAACAGUGGCACUUUUGAGAUCGAAUGGGAUGCUAUGGAUGGUAUCAAGGGCUCGAGUAGGAAAGGAACACGAGCCUUUGAUCGCUUAGCAGUGGUCUGGAAGGCAUAUGAUCCGGAACCAGGGCGGGGUCGAAAGGAGGAUGUCAUUCAUGAGCCAGGUGUUACUUCUCCUGUUCUCCAGAUGUCACCCGCCGAUUGGAAGGGAGGCAAUGAAACCUCUCCUGGCAUGGGGAAAGACCUUGGACUACGGACAGAGAGUCCAAUCAGCGCGAACGUUAGCAAGGCGAGCAGUAUUAACAGUGCUGCGAAAGAUGAAGACAGUGAUUCUGAAGCGGGUGUCAAAACCUCCGAUCCCACUGGGAAAGAAGAUUUGAAUGUCAACGUAGACGAUCUGCCGCAGCCGAAGGAAACCGGUUCUGAUCCGACGCUCGCUGCUGUGAACGCUGGUCUAGAUACUGCAUCUUCCACCACCCCAGAACGUGGUUCGGAAACAUCAAGUCCAAUGAUAACUGAAGCAGUACGAGCAUCCACAGAUCCUACAGGGAGCUCCAGCGCAUCCAGGAUAUCGACAUCAGAUCUUCCUGAUGGUGUUCCAACAGACCAGCUCAAGACGGCGAAGGAGCACAAACUCGGACACAUGUCAUCAGUGAAGAAAAAUAUAGACUCGUAA